AUGAAUUGGAAUAUAUCUUGUCUUGUAAUAGUGUUUUUUCUAAAUAUAUGUAAUGGAUAUAUAUCACAAUCACUUAUUCGUUGGUCAAGUUAUGGAUAUGAAUAUUUACCAAUAAAUCAAUCAAUUCAAUUACUUUCAAGUAUUACUGUAAAAUCAUCAAGAGAAUGUUUAGAUGCAUGUCAUAAAAAUAAUCUAUGUCGUAUUUUUAAUUAUGAAACAACAGGUCAUCAACAAUGUCAACUUUUUGAAGGUGAUACAAAAAGAUUAGGAAGUAUUAUUUUAUCAGCAGUGUCGAGUUCAAUCGUUGGAAUAAUUGAAAUUACACCUUCUCUUUAUAUUCAAUAUGGUCAAUCAUGUUCAUCAACUUGUAUUGAAUCACGUUAUUUAGAAUGUAAUGUCAAUUCAAUUUGUGAAUGUCCUGAACAUACUUAUUGGGAUCCAUCAGUGAUGAUGUGUUUAUUACAAUUACCAUUAUUAGGUGCAUCUUGUGAUCAUAAUCUCAAUAUGUGUCGAGAAGAUCUCAAUUAUGUUUGUUUACAAUUUAAUCAAUGUGGACCAUUAUCUUUAUUAUAUGGUGUAACGAUUGCUGAUAUUAAUACUAUUAUUGAUGGUAGUCCAACGGUUGGAAUGGAUUAUCCUAUGGGAGUGACAAUCUACGAAACUGAUGGUGAAUCAUUGAUUAUUACUGAUUCUGGAACUGCACAAAUCGUGCAUGUUAACAAUGCCGAUAAGAGUAAGAGUAAUAUAUCAGUACUAGUACCUAAUAGUUGGGCUAGUGGAGAAACCUUGUUUUAUCCUUAUGAAAUGUUUCUUGAUAUUGAUGAUUCAUAUAAAUUAUACCUUUGUGACUCUGGUAAUAAUCGUAUUGUUAUGUUUUCUUCAAUGCAAUAUGUAUCACCGCCACCUACGAUCGUUAUUAAUGGUAGUGCAGGUGUUUAUACGCAAGACUUGGACAAAUUAGUGGGACCCUAUGGAGUCAAACGAGAUAACCGAGGUAAUUUAUAUAUUACUGAUUUUUAUAAUCAUCGUGUUAUGUUUUGGUCACCGAAUGCUACGUCUGGAGUGAUGAUUGUUGGUAACAAUACAGCUGGAAAUGAUUCUACGCAACUCAACUCUCCCACUGGUUUGUUCGUUGAUUCAUAUAAUUCAAUGUUAUAUGUUACUGAUACAUGGAAUCAUCGAAUACAAUUAUAUAAUUUAACAGGUUCUCCUCCUUACAAAGGUAUUACUAUUGCCGGAACUGGUUCAGCUGGUUCUGAUGAGAAUCAAUUGAAUGGUCCUUGUGGAAUAUGGGUGUCAAAUAAGACAGGAGCUUUAUAUGUUGUUGAUUCGUCCAAUAACCGUAUUCAGAGAUGGGAUAAAGGUGCAAAAGCAGGUGUAACAAUUGCAGGAAAUCCCAAUGGAAAUGCUGGUUCGAAUGCAACAAUGUUGAAUAUUCCGAAUGGUAUUGCUAUUAAUACUGAUGAAACUCGAAUGUAUAUAACUGAUUCUUUAAAUAGUCGAAUUCAACGAUUUGACUUGAUUUAA
Adineta ricciae is the source of this 1527-nucleotide messenger RNA. The record is from the annotation of a GenBank genome assembly. NCBI's taxonomy places the organism in Eukaryota, Metazoa, Rotifera, Eurotatoria, Adinetida, Adinetidae.